UCCUUAUAAAGGGAUAGGCAACGUGUGUGGCACUCCAGCUGCUGUGGAACUACAUCUCCCAGCCAGCAUCCCCUAACAUUCAAAAUGUGCAGUGUGUCAUGAGAUGUGUUAUCCUACCGCAACUAGAGUCCCACUGCAACUCCUUGCCUACUGCCCAUCUUUGCAUAAUUAUCUUCAUAACUGGGCAUAGAAUAUAGUAUAUCUGCCCAUUCCCACUCUUGUCCUGGCGGAUGCGGUGCAGUCAGGCUUCAAUCUGGCAGUGACGUCAUAUCCGUCAUAAACUUUUUUACAUAACUCAGCUGGCGGGAAAUUGCCGCUGUCAUCUUGCGGACUGCUGUUAUAUAUACACCCUUGUGUAAGCGGCCGUGCCAUGUCUUCCCGCCGUUCAGCAGCCAGAGCCAGGGGUAAGAAGGUUCCCCGUAUACCGCUGGAAAUUACACCCAGUAGAAGCACAAUCCCUGAUAGACUUUCACCUCCUCCUCUUCUUGCGCGCAAUGGAAUCUUGACGUCUAGUAUGGGUGGUUCGCCGAAGAAACGCCCACUGGAACCGAAAGGUACCCCAGUGAGGACAGGCUAUAUGAGGAGGCAACCUUCUGUUAAUCUGUUUAACAUGGCAAAAAAACUUGAAAAUGAAGCAGAGAAACAAUCCAGAAAGGAAUCAGACGAUGGACAUUCUGAUAGGGAAAGUUUGGAUGACGGUGCUACUCCUAUUUCUUUAUCACAUGUACUCCCUCCAUCCAAUAAGCGUUUUAGAAAGAUGGAUAACAGAAAGACGUACCAACAUAAAGACAGUGCCGAGAACAAAGCUUGUGUUUCACUUGAGACCAACUCUGCGUGGAAGCAGCCUAUGGUUAAGUUGUUACGAUUGAACUUGGAGCCAGAAGAAGAAGAGAAGCAGUCCACAGAUGAAUCGGAUGUAUCGGACUGUGAUCAACCUCCUUCUCAGGAGCAAUCUGGUCUCUCUGCAUAUGAACUUAAAAGGCUGAACAAUAUAAAAGAAAAUUCUAAAUUUUUAAAUUCCUUGAAGCUACUUGAGACUGCAUCAAGUCUACAUCCGCCUAAAAAACAGAUUUGUAAAAGAAAAGUGCAGAAAAAGAAAGCGGAUUCAGUCACUCGACGUUCACUGAGGUUGCAGUGUGUUAAACAGCAGGACAGACCAGCCACAUUGCAAACUGCAUCAAGUCUACAUCCGCCUAAAAAACAGAUUUGUAAAAGGAAAGUGCAGAAUAAGAAAGCGGAUUCAUUCACUCGACGUUCACUGAGGUUGCAGUGUGUUAUACAGCAGGACAGACCAGCCUCAUUGCAACCAAUGGAAACGGUAAAACCGAAACCUCCAGAAAGGAUUGCCACAAACAAUGAGAAUAGUGGAGCUGUGCAAAAAUCCCUGCUGAAGUGGGCAUCUAUGAAUCCAGUAAAUCUAAAGAAACCUCCAGGUCCUAUAGAAAUGAUUGCCGCAAAUAAUGAUGAUUGUGAAGCUGUACAAACAUUCCUGCGGACGUGGGCAUCCACAAGUCAGGAUCCUGUGGAAAGCCCCAGGAAGCACUGUAAAAAUCUGUGGAGGUAUACAGCUGGUCUGCGGACUAUGAAGCUGACAAAAAAGUCUGUUGCUAGGGUUGUCCCUUCUCGUGUCACUUCUGUUGCUGUUCAUCCAUCAAGGAGCGAAAUACUUGUGGCGGCUGGAGACAAAUGGGGCUAUGUGGGACUGUGGGAUAUGAAACACAAGUCACAAACAAGUGGUAAAGGGGUGUACCUGUUUGUACCCCACUGCAAAACAGUGUCCACUUUGUUGUUCUCUCCAUCUAAUCCUGAACAUCUGCUGUCGCUCAGUUAUGAUGGGACCGUACGCUGCACAGAUCUCAAUGCCUUCAUGUUUGAUGAGGCUUACCGUGAUGAAGAAGGUGGUUUCUCCUCAUUUGACUUCCUGUCAUCUGAUGGCUCUGUCCUGAUAGUUAGUCACUGGGAUUCUCGAUUAUCAGUGGUUGAUCGCAGGACUCCGGGUACAACACAUGAAAUGCAGAUAUCUUUGUCCAUGCCUAGUGUCCGAACUGUUAGUGUGCAUCCAUUAAGAAGAGAUCUGUGUGCUGUAGCAGGAUACAGUGGUGUGUAUAUUUAUGAUAUACGAAAGAAUUACAAGAAGAAGCAAAAACCUGCUUGGACAGUACCUGGGCACACACAACCCGUUUUAUCUGCAUACUUCUCCCCGGGCACAGGCCACCGCAUCCUCACCACCUGUUUUGAUGGCUUUCUACGGGUAUAUAACAGCGAGUCCUUGGACAGCAGUGUUAAACUCCACAAACGAAUCAGGCAUAAAAUGUAUGACGACGUUCGUCCGGCAUGUUUCAGAGCCAUUUGGGAUCCUAAGGAAGAGAGUUGCUUUAUGGUCGGAAGCCUGGCCACACCUCGACAGAUUGUAGUCUUCCACGAGAAUGGAAAGAGAAUACAUACAUUAUGGAAUGCUGAAAAGCUUACUUCUGUGUGCAGUAUCAAUGCCAUUCACCCCACCAGGAACCUGGUGGUGGGAGGCAACGCAUCUGGGAGGUUGCAUAUGUUUUACAAAUGAGCACACCUAGAAAUGCAGUUCACUGUUAAGUACUUGUCCACACAAACUAGAUUGAUCCUAGAACUCUCACUCUCCCUCCCCCCCCCCCCCCACCUCUCUCUCUCUCUCUCUCUCUCUCUCUCUCUCUCUCUCUUAUAUAUAGAUAUAUAUAUAUAUAUAUAUAUAUAUAUAUAUAGUGUGCCUAAAACCAACAAUUUCAACUAUUUUAUAAGUUUGUACAGUAUUAUUAUGACAAAUUGGCUGCUUUUGUCACCUCUCAGGUUCCUUCCCACAAUAAAUAUUUUGUUUUAGCUUU
Molecule: messenger RNA, 2855 nt
Organism: Pseudophryne corroboree (corroboree frog)
Lineage: Eukaryota; Metazoa; Chordata; Amphibia; Anura; Myobatrachidae
Gene: WDR76
Product: WD repeat domain 76
Exons: 16
Coding region: 371-2560 (729 amino acids)
Biological process (GO): regulation of DNA damage checkpoint
Cellular component (GO): nucleus
Molecular function (GO): DNA binding; protein binding
Source: RefSeq, a predicted model, not a curated record